Mastomys coucha (southern multimammate mouse) is the source of this 3098-nucleotide messenger RNA. RefSeq names its product basal body orientation factor 1 (gene Bbof1). NCBI's taxonomy places the organism in Eukaryota, Metazoa, Chordata, Mammalia, Rodentia, Muridae. The record is from RefSeq and is a predicted model, not a curated record. Bases 142 to 1788 code for a protein of 548 amino acids. The transcript is spliced from 12 exons.
GUCACGCGCGUGCGCCCUCCGCGUGCCCUCAACGGCGCGGAGGACGUUAGCCCUUCGGCGUGGUGGUUUCCUUAGAGACAGAGUCGGCCCAGGUGGCGGCCACCAGGACACCAGCACGGGGAGACUCCUGGAGAAGUCAAGAUGCCGGCCAAGGACAAGAGGAAAGGCAAGAAGAAAGACAAAGACAAAGAACCGAAGAAAGUAGUCAAAGCAGAUGAGUCUGCAGUUGAACGAGCCAAAGCCAAUGCCUCUCUUUGGGAGGCUAGGCUGGAAGUCACAGAACUCUCUAGGGUUGAGUAUCGUGAUACUUCUCGAAGACUAGCUAAAUGCAAUGAAGACUUAAAGAAACAGCAAUAUAAACUGGAGAAAGACACAAUGUCUAUAUUAAGCUACUUGAAGAAGCAAGAUCAAGAGAAAGAUAAUAUGAUAGAAAAACUGAAGCAUCAAUUGGCUGAAACAAAGGAGAAAGCCAAGGAAGAGAAGGAGAAAUUGGAAGAAAAGUAUUCUAUGCAAGUCAAUGAGUUGGAGGGACAGUUUCAGCAAAAAGCCAAGGAAAUUGGUAUGAUUCAGACAGAGCUAAGGACAAUAAAACAAUUCCAGAAGAGAAAAAUACAAGUGGAAAAAGAAUUAGAAGAUCUGAAAGAAAAUUUAAGGAACUCGGAGAAGAACUAUCAGGAGACUCUUAGAAGACUAGAAAGCAGAUUUUUUGAAGAAAAGCACCGUCUGGAACAAGAGGCUGAGAAGAGGAUCAUGAUGCUGGCAGAGAGAGCCCACCAUGAGGCUGUGGUGCAGUUGAACACUGCUGGAAGAAAUGUUUUUAAAGAGAACGUUUAUCUUCACAAGGCGCUUUCAUACCACUUGAAGGAAGCUGAAGUUCAACAUAAAAAGUCCAAGAAGAUGGAAGAAAGUCAUUCCUGCCUUUUACAGCAAAAGGAAAUCAAUGAUCUGUUGGUUAAGGAAAAGAUUAUGCAGCUCACUCAGCAGAAAUCACAAAUCCAAACUCUUCAGAAGAAGGUGGUGAGCUUGGAGAACGCUCUGACUUACAUGACCACAGAGUUUGAGGCUGAAGUUUUGAAACUGCAGCAAAAGGCAAUCAUGGAGAACCAAGCAGGUUUGGUAGAGAUUGACAAGCUGCAGCAGCUUCUGCAGAUGAAGGACAGGGAGAUGAACCGAGUGAAGAGGCUGGCUAAGAACAUCCUGGAUGAGAGGACAGAAGUGGAACAGUUCUUCCUAGAUGCUCUCUAUGAAGUGAAGCAACAGAUUCUGUCCAGCAGGAAGCAUUAUAAGCAGAUAGCACAAGCCGCUUUCAAUUUAAAAAUGAGAACAGCGUGUGUGGGAAGAACAGAAUACCCCAGAAUCAGGACUUUUGAUGGCAAAGAACAAAGUACCAAUAGUGUGAAUCAGGAUCUCAUGGAGGCUGAAAAAUGGCCAAGUACUCAAAAUAAUGUGGAUAUUAGAGAUUUGACGUGGGAGCAAAAGGAAAAAGUCUUAAGAUUGCUCUUUGCAAAAAUGAAUGGUUUUGCUGCUAGGAAAUACAGUCAGAGUUCUAAGCCUCCUGUUCCAGACCAUAUUAGUUAUGACAAUGGAGAAAUGAAAGAAACUGGGGAUGAAAAUAACCUUCCAGAUCAAACCUUCAUCACCCAGCAAGCGCCAGUAUCAGACUCUGAUAUAAUAGUGCCACCUGGUGAUACUCCUCAAGGAUUACAGGACUCUGAGACAUGGCCUGAGAAAUGGAGCAGCACACCAGAUGACUCCAUAGCAGAUGCAAGCAGAACCUUGUUCAUGUAAUCUUGCUCUGAAUAUGUUCAAGACAGUUUCUCAAAGAAAAAAAAGUUACCUGUUUGCCAUAGAAAUUGGUGUCUCCCCUGAAGGAAGAUCGCGAGCCGGUGAAGGAGAACAUGGGCAAAGGCACUGGAAUGGGGACAUUCACGCCCACCUAAAGAGAACAGAUGGAGUCAGAGUCCACGAGUCCCCACAGGGCUCCGAGGCAGUGCCUGGAGAAGCACAGAGGCAACAGAGACAAAUUUUAUUUUUGUUUUGGUUUUUAGAUUUUGUUUGGUUUGGGGUUUUUUCUGGGGGUGGGGGGAAUAUCAAUUUUAAGUAGUCAUCUUGCACCUUGUGCUCCACCCUAAGAACUUUUUUUCCUGAGGAAGAGACGAAGAAUUGUGGGCAAUUAAAGGGGCAGUGUUCAAACAAACUGCAGUUGACUGAUCAUUGUUCAUCAUCUCUUCUUCAGAAAUAGCUGUAAGAAUCUCUAAAACUUCUAUUCACACACCUGUCCCACGUCCACCAUGUGAGCAUACUUCCGAGCUGUGGCUCCGUUGGUGGUAAAGAUGGCAGUUCCAUUUCCAUAUGGGUUGUCAUUUACAAUCUUAAUGGCUUCGUCCAGUGUUUCUGUCUCCAAAACCACAAGAACUGGACCAAAAAUCUCCUCUUUGUAACAAGUCAUACUUGGCUGUCAGGAGAGAUGGAGCCAGAAAAGAAGUCAGCUUUUUAAAUUGAGUAUUUUAUGCUUGUGGCAUUCGGAGUCACUACCCAUUGUCACCACAAGCUCCUUAUACACUAGUGAUCUUUGGUCUUUCUUUUUUCUGUCCAAAAGGUAGAAAUCAUUUGAUUCACCACCAUAUAAAUAACUUGGAAUUCUUUCAUUCUUUGCUUUUCAGUACUCUAUUUCAAGUUCAAGGCCCAGCACCAGCACCUACACAACUUGUUUCAUUACAAUUUUACUGAAGGUUGCAUGAAAAGUCAUCUUUAUGAAUCAAACAUAUAUCAAGUACACUAGAACUUUUCUAGAAACUUCUUGCUAAAUGCUCUGUAACAAAAAGAUCCACUCUAAUUCAUUCCUUUGUUUGUAAAUAAGUCUCCAGUUUUGAUAUUGGACCUUCUUAAACAUUCAAAACACCCUUUACCUCUGCACCUAGUCAGCUGUGUUUGUUGACAAUAAGUUUUCCUCUGCAGUUUGGGAGCAAAAAACUUCAACCCACGAUCUUUCAGGGGUAUGUAGUGAGGACACACAACAAAAAGCCUGCCUCAAUUAGUCGUGAAUGUUAGCUGGGAGACUGCCACACUUUGUUUGAUAAAUAAAAAUUCACACGUGA